This is a messenger RNA of Pocillopora meandrina, 26179 nucleotides long. Lineage: Eukaryota; Metazoa; Cnidaria; Anthozoa; Scleractinia; Pocilloporidae. The record is from the annotation of a GenBank genome assembly.
AUGCACAAAGUUGUAGCACUAGUAUUUUUGCUCUUAUUGGUCGUGAUAUUUUGGAAUUAUGUUGAAGCAGCAGGUAAGUAUUUCUUUGUUGCUAAAAAUGUAUUAUCACUUCAUUGCUUCUAAACCAGUCAAAAAAUUUUAGACAAAGAGAGGUUUAGCUGAUCUCUCAAGGUAAAAAAGUAAACCUAAAGGUUCUAUUUGAACUGAAGCCGAAAAAUUAUAUUAAACUUGCGUUCUGACGAUCUUUGAGUCAUUUCGUCUCAUGGAUUGUAGAUUCUUAUUAAAAGCCACAGAACUUUCUAAGUUUUCGCCAUAAUUUUUUAAGAUGAUGUUACCCAAGAAAAGAGAAAAGGUGUGUAUAAGUUCCUGUGAAAUUCUUUAAAUCAAUCGGGAUUCAAGAACUUUUGAUGAUGCCCUUCUUUGACUCGAUGCACUUACUUCAAUUUAUUUUACAGCGAUACUAAAUGCUGUUCUCUUUUUCGUUUUGAAUCAGAACAGAUCCAAAGAUAAUUUAAAGUGUUGAAAACUCAUUCAGCUCUAGAAACUACAUGAUAGGAGAAUCAAUGCCUUACUUCAGCCCUUUCCCAUUGUUUAUUUUAUUUAUUUAUCAUUGUCAUUUCUUUUUCGCGUUAUUCUUUCUUGAAAGUAAAUGGAGGCUGGUCCGGUUGGUCGGCAUGGAGCGGCUGUGCAGCAGGCAUUUGCGCGGGAAAUCAGCGCAUUCGAACGAGAACUUGCACCAAUCCCCUCCCAAGUGAUGAUGGAAAAUAUUGCGAUGAAGGAGAAAGCUCGGAACAAAAAGAUUGCUUAAGUAAGUGCCAACACACAUGUCAGUAGCUGUAAAAGAUCAAUAAUUUAGAGUUAGCCCGAUAAGCUAGCGUGAAUAUUUGCAGCAAAAUAUCAAUUGUAAUUUCAAAUCUUCUUGUUUGGCAAAAUCAACUAAGAAACACAUCAGAGCUGGUAUAGAAAAAACGGUGCUUCGUCGUAUUCAUAAAUAUACAAUACUUUUCGUAUCAUAAUUGUAUUUCUUUCUCUAUUUCGCUUAUCUGGAUAACUACUGAUGUCAAAUCAUUUCAGUUGACGGGGGCUUCACAGAGUGGAGCCAAUGGUCUUUGUGUGACAAUCCGUGCGGAGGAUCUGUGGUCAACAGAAGUAGAGCAUGCACCAACCCCACUCCCACUCCCGAUGGGAAACCGUGUUCUGGUGAUGCCUUCCAAACGAAACUUGAAUGUAUCUGGCCGUGUCCAAGUAAGUAAAUCCCCUCAUUUAAAAGAUUCCUAUGUAGGGAUCAUUCAUCAGUGGUGCGAAAUGAAUGUAUCAUUAAAGUCAAUUUAAGUCUUUUUUUCAAUUAUAAAUUCUAAGCUGGUAACAAGCAGUUUGAAGUUAUUAGCUUUCACAUUUUGAAAAGAUAUCGACAGGAAUUGAGAGAAGGUGCACUUAAAGGGUUUUUUUUGAAUACCAAUACGAAGAUAAUAGCCGUUUGUUAAUAAAACUUAUGAUUAUAAAUUGGCAAGGCUAUCUGUGAGACUUCAAUUUGCAUUGUGCCUACAUUGUCUUUUAGCUGGUCCUCUUGACGGCGAAUGGGGAGCUUGGACUCCAUGGACUCAGUGUCCCCAAACAUGUGGAAUACCUGGAGGGACCGUUCUCAAAAGAACAAGGUUAUGCAAUCGACCACCUCCGAUGAAUGGCGGGAAGCAGUGUGUUGGGAACGGCACAGAAACGGCGAGAGCUUGUUUUGCAGAAUGCCCAGGUUAAAAUAAUUCUCCUAUUAAAACAUCUUUGUCGAAUGCAAAGUUCUACAUAAUCACGACCGUCACAGUUACAGUGACUGUGCAAUCAAGAAUUCAGACCUCAUGAUCAUUUUGACGACAAAAUUAUUUUGAUUUGAUUGGAGUUGGGUUGAUUUAUUUUGUCAUUUUUAUGUUAUUGUUUUGUUUUUUUUUAUCUUGUUUGAUUAUUUUUUCCCCAUUUUUUCGUUCAUUUCUCACUUGAUUGCAUCCUUCCAGUGUAAUACAGUUGCAAGGUUAAACACGAAAGCGUGCUAUUUAUUUUUUUUUACCUUUGUAUCAUUCACAGUCGAUGGCGGCUUUGGUCUUUGGUCAUCUUGGACAGCGUGUAGUAAAACGUGUGGUACUGGUUCUCAAUCAAGAAGCAGACCCUGUAAUAACCCAACCCCUACCGGUGGGGGACAAAACUGCACUGGGGACUCCUCUCAAGCAAAGAGUUGCAAAAUCAAGUCAUGUCCAGGUGAGGAAUUCUUACUUUGUGUGUGCUUUUAUGAAGGUCAGACAAAGUGUAGUGUUUAUGUAAAUGAUGAAACAGAGAGUCGGGUUCUUAAUUUAUAUUGCAACUUUGCCCUUUGCAAAUACUUACAUUCGUACUAUUAGGUGCGGUAAAUGGAGGGUGGUCAGCGUAUUCGUCUUGGACAGCAUGCACAGAGCCUAAAUAUUGUCUGCAAGGAAUCAAGAAAAGGACGAGAAGCUGUACAAAUCCUCCUCCAGCAAAUGGCGGUGAUGAGUGUGCUGGUCUGGCGGAAGAAGAAAAGGUUUGUCCCACACAAGAGGAUGGAUGUACAAGUAAGAAUUUUUUAUAUCGUAAAUUAUUAAGUUUUUCGAAAAAAAUAAUACAUUCGUUGGAUUGUUGAAAAUUUUCCUCAUGAUCUUAAGCCAAAUGUAAAUAUGCAUAAAAUCGUUGCAUUGAACUUCUUCUUUUUUAUAAGUGAUUUAUGUUCAAGAAGGACAAAAAGGAAGGAACACGCUGGACCAUGUUGUUUCCAAAUUAUUUAUUUUGGAGUGCCUAUUUAAAGAACACAACAUUAUGUAAAGCCCAGUCGUUUGGAACUUAUCACUUCGCGAUUGAUUUUCUGGCGAUCUUUUAGGUAAUGCUAUUUUCUUCUACCAUACCCAAAAAAUACAUUCGAAUACAUGAGAAACAUGCCAUUUUUAACCUUUUGAUUAGUGAUGGGGGCACUGACAGCUUGUCGUCCUUGUUUUGUUUAAAGCGUAUCAACCCAACAAGCCCGACAAAACGCCUACAGACCCAGCUUCCUGGAUUGCAAUAGAAUGUGAAGCGGCCGAGAAGUUCUCAGCUACUGGGGCACACAAACAGGAUGUUCCUUUCGCUGUGUAUUCAAACUUCAACUUCAUGAAAACUGAGUUGGAAAGCGGGUGGUUUGCCAUCCAAGUAGUCCCUGAUGAUAAAGACGAUUACGGGCAAAAGAAGUUGACUAAGGUGUGUUGGUGAGAUAAAUGUAAUGACGGUGUCAGGAUCUGACUUGGACUGGUUGUUAAUAGUUAAUCCUUGUUAACGUUGGUCCUUCUUCGCUCAGGUAUGUUUUGAAAUAAUUGAUCCGCUGACCAUCAACAAAGUUGUCGCAAAUAAAGCAACAUACUAUUCAAAAAUAUCCGCGAUACCGGAUUGGACUAAGCCCGAAUUAACUGAAACUGUUCCUGCGUUUACCAUCUGGAUUGACGAAUCACAAGCUCUAAGAAAAUACGAAUUUCAGUGCGCAAAAUCAGAUGAGUAUGUACCGUUUACCGGAUUCAUCGUCAAAAAUGUUAGGUAAGAAUUUGUGUCUGUUCGGAUGUAGUUUUUUUUUUCAGCACACUUACAAAUAUAUUUUGUUUGUGUCAAUUUAAUUCUGUUGCUAACUCACUGACGCGGGACAAAUUGAUACAGAGUGAUCGAAGUUACGAGACUUUCCAUGGCUUUUAUCCAAUGAUAUCUUGUCUCGUUGAAUAAAGAAAUUUUAUUUCACAAAUGUUCAUGAUGAAAAUUAAGAGUCAAUCGUAAUUCAUUCAACAGAGAAAUAAGCAUUGUUGCCUUAUAACUCCACUUUAGAUUUACGUACUACACAGAAGGUAAUUCCCAGACGUUUAAAGCAAAAGGAGAUCAUUAUAUCGAAACAGGAACUGCAUUCCGCACUGAAGUGAAGAAAGAUGUGAUUAGUGGAUCGGUGUAUGCUAAAGGCACGGCACCGUCUGUUACAUUUACGGACGUAAUGGCCUCAUACGGUUUGAAGCCAAGCUCCCUCCCAGAUUUCUUUGUGAAUGCUUUAAAGUAAGUAAUUAAUCUUAACAGUGUUAUAAAAUCUUGGUUUCCUUGUGUCUCAAUUUAACCUUUCCUUUCACUUAUCAACUCAAAAUACAGGUUUUUAGCUCCAAACUAGGCUCUAGAUAGCAAGAUAACUUUGGUUUUAUCAACGGAGUUAACGAGGAAAAGUAGCCAUCGUAAAGAGUUCCUACGCUGACUUUUAGAGCGCCACCCCUUUGUCUGAGCGAAACUCUGGAUAGUGUGUAGCGGCUCUUUUUCCUGCGUCGUUCAGAAUCUGAUUAGAUUAUCCUCGCUCAUUAUUCUCUAUUAACAAUUUAUACAACACUCUGAAUAUUGCCUUUUAAAACUUUCUUUAUCGACCAUCUAUUUGCUGCAUAAUGUAUUGCCUCCUGAGAAUAAUUGAUAUCUUAGUGGUCCACAUGAGACAUGCAAACGUUACUUCUGAAUCUUUUUAUUUCCACAGAGGAAUUGGUCUGUGGGAUUUCAGCUUAAAGCCAGCGGAAUUUGUAAGGAAGCUCGCAAAGGGUGGAGUAAACAGAUUUACAGCCUCAAUCGAUGCGGGCGGUGUCCCAAUUCAUGUUGAGAUAAUAACUGGAAUCAGAUUUGGAAGACCCGCUUUUGCUGUCGGGUUUGCCUUUGAUCGGGAAUCGUUUGGAAAAGUUGCUGAAAAACUGUCCGGAAUCGGAGUGGAUUUCCUGGACAAACUUGGCUUUGAGUUAGAGGUAAUAACAACAAUAUUGAGCAAUUAUGAAAGUGUAAUGCAUUAUAAAUUGGUGAAGGAAAUGAUCAUCGAGCUCUGUGAUUGAAAUAUUUUUGUUUUGUACUUUGCCUUUUAGAUUGGGGUAUCAUUCUGCCCUCCAGAGAGCCUUGGAUUUCAGGACGUCUAUAUUGAUGCCGAAACACAGUUUUCGAAAGAACCGCUGCACAGUUUUGUCAUUGCAAGUGUUCCAAGAGGUAGGUUUGCUUAUUUAGAUUCCAAAAAGUUCGGCUUCAUGAAGAAAAUCCAAACCAUAAAAUGAAGUGAUAGGGUUCUGAGAGACUUCUUAGCAAACAUGAAUGUUUAAAAAUUCAUUCGAUCUUUGGAAGAAAAUGAGAGUGGCACCUUGUCCUAAGAUAGAAUACAUUGUUAGCUUUAGCUUAUGAAGUGUGGCUCAUGAAGAAACGAAUUGAACGUUCGUGAUGCUCUCUUGGAGCUCUCACUGCUAAGUGCAAUUUAUGGAGUAACCAGUGAGAGCUUUUUGUUUCAAGGGCAGUCUGUUUUCUACGGUUCUGUUCCUACCUCUUGCCAAUGCCAAAAAAAUACUUUUUUUUUUUUUAAAUGUAGCACAUUGCAUUAAAAAUAUAUCGUACUCAGCGGUAUGGUUAUGGUAAAUCUGCGUAUUUUGGCGAGAAAUCAAUGCUAUCGGUUAUGAAUGAUAUAAUGAUGUACUUUUUCUACAGGCAUUUUCGCUGCAGCUCAAAUCGUUUUACCAAAAGACUGCAAAGGCAAUAAAUUCUGUGAAAUUGUUAAGAUGAUCGUAGGGCCAACCGCCAAGUGGUACAUAACAGGUCACUUCCAGUGGAAAAAUAUCCGAAUUGCAACGGGCUUCGCAAAUAUCCGCAUUUUCGGUGGCCUGUAUUUUCACAAACUAGAGCUGUAUGUCGAGGUAAGUUACAGCUGUAGAAUACUCCAUAAAUUCAACAUGUUUCUCAUCUCCCUCCCACUUGUUAUUGUAGUAAUUUUCAGUCGAAAUGAAGGGUUUUACAUUGUACCUCUUGAAGACAUUGAAGUAGAGAUUUCAGGACAUCGCGCAGAAUGCCGCGACAUAUCCCGAACUUUUAAGACUGACCAGCGGUAAAUUUAAAACAGAAUUGGCGAAACGCGAGCCACACAAUAGAGAAAAUGGCUUGAAAAUCACAAGAGGGGUGGAUGUUUUUCUUGUUUUCACUAAAAUCGCUUUGAAUAAACCACUUUUACCAUAUGAAUUUCAAAGAAGAGAGAUUAUAGAGGCCCCCUGUACCUUUGCUGUUGCUUUAGGACGUCUAGAAGGCAUAUCAAAACGGGUAUAAAAGCUCGCUUUUUUGCAUAUAUGCUAGUAUGGGAAUAGCCCCUGGCCUACUUAUGGCGUAAUUAGGUGAAAGACAAAAACUCUUUUGCUGUUUUACCAUACGGUUAUUUUAACUUAAUUGUCAGGGAAACCUUGGGGGGGGGAAGGGAGGGGAGAAGAAGGAAAGAAAGAGAUAGUUUUGCGGGCCUUGGAGCGACAACAAGGAUCUGGGCGAAGAAGCUUUUAUUGUGAUAGAGUGCAAAUUCUCACAACGCACAAAAAAAGUAAAUAAACGUCCCUAUUGGCCGGUCAAAAACACGCCACAUUCUAUACUUUGGUUUGAGCGAGAACAUUUGAUUCAAUUAAUUACCGAGAACUGUGAAUGAAAAGCUCAAAAUUUACGGGAAAAAUGGAGAAAAUCAAAGCCAAAUGAACUAAAAAAAAAAAAUAAACACAAAAACAAAAAUUCUCUUAUUUACGCACGGGCGUGCAUAAAUAAAGAUUUUGUUCAUAGCGGCUCAAUAGGACUUAUAUAGGACAAGCACGCUGGCUAUGUUAAAAUACAUAAUAGGACCAUGAUUCCUCACUCUUAUCCAGGCUGAUUGGAAUGCUACGACCAAACAUAUCAAGAUGGGAUUCCGUGCAGACAUCAAGAUUCCAGUGAACGGUGACAUUUAUCGCGAUGGUAUCAAAGCACCGAAUAGCGAACUGUUUCUGUUCGGUGUGUUGGAAUACGAUUUCUUACAACAGGUGGUAGCCGGGAAAUUAGGCAUGAGAGGAAUAUGGAGGAAGGCUUUCGCCAUUCCAUUUCUCGGUAUUGGUAAUAUUUUCCUCGGGUAAGACUAAGUGUCGCAGCUCACAAAGCUACGGCUUUUGAUUCCAGCUAUUAGGAUUGAGAUUAGUCAAUAGAAUUAAAAAGUAAAAUAGAUGAACAGUAAAAUGAAUCCAGGCAAGCGUCGACGGAACAUGAACCUAUUACUCUCUGUCACGCGCUCGGCGCUACUAUAAACUGAGGCACGAACCCUCGAAUUGGAGCGAGGCAACUUCAUUUGGCUCUUCACUACGGCCACAGUCGGUAUUGCGGUAAGGUUAGAUGUAUUUUUCGCAUCUAGCUAUUCACAUAUUUUUAUCGUUUUAAAAGAAAUCGCCUCACACAGUUGCUUGCCGAGCUCGCACGCUUCAUCCGUUGUGUUCUUUCACAAGCUUCCUUUCGUUUUGAAACCUUGACACGGUUUAUUGUUCAAGAUAUCCCGCCUCGUUAUUUAAUAUCUUACGCUUUCUUGUGUUUACCUUGUCCACUAAAACAACAUAAGUCGCUAUUGAGCAAACUAGAAUAAUUUGUUUUGCUUUAAAGCGUUUCAUGAGCGUGCCUUCACCUUUAGUUCCCAAUUUUUAACGCUGAUGUAUGUUAUGCUCUAAGCACUUUGCGUUUGCAUUUAAUUCCUAAGAAAUAAUAAAAUCUUUUGAUGUAAGGUUGACAUAUCAAGUUGGGGUGCCAUUUCCAGUCACUGGUGUCCAGUUUGGAAUGCGAAUUGAAUUUGGAUAUGACUGUUUGAUACCAGCAGACUUUAAUAACGAUGUAAGUAACACUACAUCAUUUUGCAUAAAAACAGCUAUGCAGUGUCGGCAUUUGGAACAAAAUAUUCUAAUGGUUCAAAAGAUAUUCAAAUUGUAUAACUCAAAUACUCCCUAAAAGCACUUUCAUCUAAGUCUGAGAUUUAGUAAAAAAAUUUAAAAGUAACCAAUCAACAUACUAAAAGUGUCUGAUCACGAGUAUUGACUUUUAUUUUGAUUCUGAUGCAUUUUUCCUAGGUUGUCUUAUUCUUACACACUAUGUUGUUUAGUGUAUGCAAAUCUGCUUUUGUUUUCUUUGCCUUGUCGAUAGGGUCAUUGUUUCGGUGGAAGUGGCUAUUUUGGAAUUGGAAAGCCUCAGUUUUUUUAUGCCAGCAUAACAGCAUUGACUCUUGGGAAAAUCAUUCGACUUCUAGGAUUGAAAUUCCCGCUUCCGCCUCCAAUUGCACAAACUGGCUUCCCAGAAGGCGUCGAGGUAAGUUUUGAGAGAAGUCGUCUCACAAAACCACAGCUCUCCGUGAUAAUUUUUUUUUUCAUCCUAUGACCAAGGGAAGCGUUGAGUCUGAAGAGGUUCCUUUAAUUUUAAAAUCAGUAGGGCAGAACAGGCUUCAAAAAUCGGAGGGAGGCUACUUCUAGGGAGACUGUUUAUUUAUGUUAAAAUACGUAAGUCUGAGUGAAAAUAGAGAGUUGAAAAAAGGCAUGAAACGAUAUCAUAGAAUCCACCUCAUGAAAUUGAUUGAUCGGCCGGUUCCUUUAGACGUAGAAUUUUAACCUCUCUUAUCUUUGUCGCACCAGCUUAGCGGCGCAUUGAAUUGGUCUGUCAGCGAUAGUUCGAGUCAUCAAUGGAUUCUGUACCUUUCUGCCGAUCAAGUUUAAUUGUCAAAAUAAAAGCAUCCCAAUCUUAUGCAAGAGAUACACUACCUCAACUAACAUUAGUUCCCCUGGCCAAGUGGAUUUCCUUUAAUCACCGACCCACGACGGCGGUACACCAUGGCCAGCAUGAUUGAAAUUUUGGUCCCUUCAAAAUGUAUUCCUAAAAUCGUAAUUCCUUUUUUCUUUUUUCAGGGCUCAUAUUCAACUGACAAUGUUGAUCUGCGAAUCGCAGGUGGCCCAUACAUCUACAAAGGAUUUAUGAUCAAAGGACGAGUCAAUAUUCUGGGAUGGGAAAUAUAUGCACACAUCAAACUAUCAGAUACGGUAAGAAACUUUCAGUUGCUUGUUCCUUUUUAUGGCUGUUUCCAACGGAGUAUUUGUGAUUUGGUUCUUGAAGUAAAAUGGCUGGCAAAUCCAACAGCAGUCAUCUACUUUCGGUAUGUAGAUAUUAGAGAACUGGAGACAGCUGCUUGAGACCUUUCUAUCACUUAAACGCUCAUUGUUUAAGGUCCUUUUUUAUAAGUCAUAGCUUGGCCGAUACUUGAAAUUUCUAAGACUUCCGUAUUCCAAUAAGUGCCUCUCCUCCACUGCUGCUCCACACUACAGCCACAGCUUAAUUACCACGGAAUCUUUUUACAGCCUUGUAAUGAUCAACUCCACAUGUCGGGACCGAUAGUUCACCCAAACUCUUUAAUAUCGUUUACAGGCAAUUUUUGUGGACUUGAAACCUGACCCGAUCAAUAUUUUGGGCAUUGCGAAAAUUACCCGCAGUCCCUCCCAGCAAGAUAAAGGACCUUGGUUUUAUGUUGACGCAAGGAAGACUCCAAUUUUUAUAGAGGUGAGUCGAUGCGAAGUUUUAAUAUGAUUAAUUACAAUAAAAUAUGAUAUUUCAUAGUGAAAACUCGCAAGUCUAUGCUUUAUUUGUCAGACAAGAAUAUGCCUGGGUUUCGAGCUUAUUUAAAAAAAAUGCUUAGCAUGGGCCUGAAGAACAGCAACAGAAACUUCGAAAAUAAGAAAAUAAAUAAACAAAACACACCAGUACAUGAAUUUAGCCAAGGCCCAAGAGUGUUUCUUCAAUUCAAGAGUCGAAUCUUCUCCUAUAUGUGCAUGACUUCGCGUUAUGGUCUUAUACAAUUUUUUGUAUUUGCCAAUUAUAUUGUCAUGGGCAGAUGAACUUUGCUAUGGAUGUGCGGCACGUUGUCAAAUAGGAUGCUUUAUUUUUUUAUGCGCAAGAGUUUGGAUUGUACAGGUACUAAUGAACAACGCUCUUUAUCACCAGGCUUACAUCGAGGGUUACACAGAACUUCUAGGGAUUUCAACUUAUUGUCGGUUGAACUUAACAAUGACAAGGAUGGAGCUACUGAUCCAAGGAAAUUUCCUGAAUCUCAUCAAAGCAGAAUUGUUCGUAUUUGCAGCUUAUAGCUACCUUUUCCCAAGUGCCGAGUUCUACGUCAGAGUUACAGUCGACCUAAGUGGAAUAAACAACGUAAGUAAUUUCCUUUGUGCUCCCUUCCUCAAAAUUAUCUGAAGACCUACCUGCUUACUAAAAAAAUAGUUGGUUUAGAGUCACUUUCACUAUGUUUAGUUAUUCCCCAAGUUAUACGUGCAGCGCAACAAAUUUGUUUCUGAGGUCGUUCCUAAGCCAAAAAGGUAACUGUUAACUCAGAUUGCGUUUUUCCCUACGCAAAGAAAAUAACGAAGAAAACCUUUUUUAUCUACUGUUACUGUAAACUUACGUCCGUUCGACGGUGCAGAUUUUAAUAGACAGGUUCCUGAGUCUGUGUUGUUUGCAUUCAAUAUUCACGAAAAUUUUCUGGUCUCGUAAAAAAAUCUAACUCUACAAAUUUAUGCAAAUUAACAUGGGCACUUUGGUAUCCUUUUAGGUACUGCGCUACGCGAUACCUGUGUAUAGGAAAUCACGUGAACGCAAAUGCAUUUCACGACUUAAAGGCACCAGUAAUGAUUCAAAAGUUCUGUAUUUUUUUUGAAACAUUCAAAAUAUCGAUCAGGGCGGGAUUACCAUCGAGCGCGAAAUGCAAGAGCAGUACGUUUAUACCCACUUUUGUUCAUAACUUGAUUCUUAACAAAAGCUAUUUUGUGAGAACUCGGUACACAAUCGACCUACUUUCCAACGGCGAGGAAGAUUCUGUUGUUUCCUCUGAGUUGCCAUAGUAUGCCAUAACUAUGAGAUACAAACGUGGCUUAAUAAUUAAGAAUUAGAAAAAAAUUUCAUCCAUCUCAGAAAAAGUUAAAUUUUAAGACAGCGGAGAAUAAACAGCCCGUAAUGCAUUAUGUGACCUACUUUGGAUCCGCCAUUGGCCAAUCAUGGAUGAGAUGUUUCGUUGUCUAUUUUUCCAGGCAUUAGACGCAGCCGCCAAAGCUGUCAAAGGGGCUUUCGAUGCUGCUCAGAAGAAGCUCUCUGAUGCAAGAAAUAAAGUCAUCCAAGAAAAGGAAAACUGCAAAAGAAAAAUGGCGCUCAAGUGUGAUAACUGUAAAAAGCUGAAAUGCGCUCAAGCUGAACGAAAUUGUAAAGGAUGGUUGGAUGCCGCCGGAAAAUGGAUUGGUGGGGUAGUAAAUGCUGCUGGUGAGUCGCUCUCCUUAAGUUCUUUUAUAGGGCUUCUGAAAAUUUGAGUUUUAUUUCAAGAACCAACAUUGAUGACAAAGUAUUUCGUAGCACGAAUGAAUAAAGGGGGUAAGUUUCUAAAGAAACUGUGGUGCUGCGUCGAUGGGAGAGUAUAACAGGGUAAUUUAGCAUUAUCAAUUGAGUUUAUAACGUUAAUUUGCCACCGUAAAGAGUUUAAAAGUUGGCGUUUCGAGUGUUACUCCUUCGUCAGUGCGACAGACGAAGGGCUAACACUCCAAACGUCAGCUUUUAAACUCUUUGCGGUGGCCAAUUAACUAUAUUAGUUAAUUGGCCACCGCAAUUGAUAAUACUAAAUACUAAAUUACCCUAUUUUAGAAUAGAAUGAGCUAGUGGCCCUCGGUUAAAGUUUCCCUUGAAUGACAACAGCUGAGUAGGGCAUAGUAAGGAAUUUAUUUCAAGGGAAGAGGGGGGUGGGAGGUGGUCACGGUUACGAAUGUCCGUGCGUCUAACGUGGAAUGAUUCAUAAAACCGCUCUAAUUUCGUGAUUAGGCGGGCUUGCAGUGAGGACCGAUGAAAUAGUCAUAGAAUUCUAGUGCACAUCUGGCACCAGGACAGAUUAGCACGUUUUCACUAGCUAAAUUACAAGGUUUUUAUUUUGUUGAAUUUCAAAAAAAAAAUUAUCCCACAAAUGGAGGAAAGGGAUUCGUCAUGGGAUCCAUCAUUGCUAUGCCCUUGGCUGAAGUUACAGUGACAAUAGGGCAAGGCCCAAAGGAAACUGCGCUUAUCUUUUACUGUGUUUUGUUUUUUUUUGUUCUUAUUUAUGUCUCUCUUUAUGUUUUCGUUCCUUUUCUACAUAACGUAAGCCGUGAAACUCCUCCUUCUGAACUACCGAGGACUUUUUUUUAAAAUUUUUUUGAACCAAUGUGAUUCAUCAAUGUGCCUAUUGAUCUAUUUUGUUGACUGUCGUAUUAGCCUUAGAACUAAUUUACUUAACCUGAUACAAAUUGUGCGAUAACUUCAUUUCAGGUAAAUGGAUUAAGAAGACUUUCCAGAAGAUUGGGAAGGCUUUAGCUCCAGUAAGUUUCUUCAAUAACGGGUUGCCAUACAAACCUGGUGCUAUUUUUGUAAAAAAGUUAUUAAUAUAUAUGAUCUUUAUCAUCAUCAACGUUGUUAAAAUGUUAGAUACUACGUUGUGUUACAGAUUGGAAAGGCCAUCAAGAAGUUUUUUAAGGGCUGGAAAAGGAGGAGAGAAAUACAAGAUAUGCAAAAUGAGAAUUUUGCCCUUCACAUACGGAAACGUCGAUUUAUUAGCAAAAUUAUCUGCGAAGGCCUUGUAGGGGGAGGGUGCAAAGGUCAGUUGAAAUAUUGUAAGGUUACUUUUAACGCUUCAACUCUUAAAAGGAAUAAAUAUGUACUUUCUUCUUACCAUUUUAUAUGUAAUCUUGCAAACAGGUUAUAAGAACAGAUGAGUAUAUUAAUUUGAAGACUUUGUCUGGACACAACACCAAAUUCUCCUGUCUCAUUUCUAAGCUAAUUUCUUUUCAUAACAUCAAUCCCUUUUUUUCGCAAAAAGGUGAUGCAAAGUGGGAAAUUAUGAUUAUACCAAAAAAAUGGUUGACAAGACGCAUGUUGUUGUUGUUGUUAUUAUCUAGUUUUUGUGCCAACGUCAAAAGGUAAGCUUUAAUGAUUUUUCCGGAUUAACAGACCGAUCUAUUGGAUGCUAGAAACUGUACUUGAAAAUGAGACGUUGUUAGGAAACGUUCAAGUUGUUUUGUUUUUGGUGUUAUACGUGACGCUGGGCGUUUCAUGAUGACAUCACAAGUAGUUUACACCCGCAUUUUACGAUAACUGUCCAAAUGUUAUCAAAUGAGAGGAAAAUGCGAAAAGUUACAGUAGAAUAACACUCAUAGGGCUAACUCAGAAUAAGUUGUCUAUUUUUUCUAUACUAUAGUUCUGUAAACUUGGAACAGCCUCAUUUUAACACUGAGUGGAUGUAUAAUUCUUUUUCAUUUAUAGCUUGCAAGCUGUGGAAUAAGCUACCGUUAUUCAUUAAAAACUCAGAUAAUCUUAAAGUGUUUAAAAAGGCUCUCCAUUAGUUCAACUUAGAAUUUUUACACUAGUUUUUGUCGUGCAUACGUUAUAAGGUUAUUUUAUCACUUUUAUUUUUUCUCUCAUCUAUUUUAUUCUUUGCUAUCAUGGUUUGUGACUUUUCUAAAUGUUCAUGUCAAAUUUAGCUCUUUUUAAAUAAUUCAUUUUUUAUAUCCUGAUACAUCUUUUUUUUUUCCUUAGCGGUUUCUUCCCUCUGCUAUGGCUCUUGUAAGGCCGUCGAAUUUAUCGGAAAGGGUCUCUGCAACGUACUAGACAUCGCUGUUGGCUUCUUAAAGUUGACUGAGAUGGCUUGUAACUGGGUCAGUAAAGCUAUCAACUUUAUCCUGACUAAGCUGUUUAGAGUGCACAGGUAAAUGAAAUGGAUUCUGAGCAUAGCAGAUGUUAGCUGCCAACAUAUUAUAUCAUCAGUUAGUCCUUAAGUUAAUUUGUACUGCUAAUCCCUAUAUGAUACUGUAAAUUUAUUUAUUACAGUAACAGUAAAUUUGUUCGUUAACAAACUCAUUAGAUUACAAGUAAAUUGUAAACGUGGCAUCUACGUGGCCUUCAAUAACCCAUAUUUCCUUUUCAUUCUUUAUGCAGCAUCUUAUUCGAGUUUGGACUUGCUGCUUACGCAGGUGGUGGACACAGUAAUUUCAUUUUCAACGCAGCAGUCGAUCUGACCAUAUUUGGAAAACGCCUUUAUCUAGCUAUUGGUUUUAACCUGAACGAUCCUGUAGGAAGUCUAAGGGGUGGGGCCGAUAAGGCUACUGACUGGUACAAAGACAAGAUGAAUCCCAAGAACCCAACAGAUACGGAGAAAAAUUACUAUGACAAUCCAAAUCCAUUUGCCGACUUUGAGAUGUCAGGUAACGAGGGUAAAAAAAUUAUAAACAAUCCAACUGAUUAAGAAUAAUCGUUUCUUCAUUUCCUUUCUUUCAUUUUUUGUAUUGGAAGAGUCUCCCUGGAACUUUGAAAAAGCAUUCUCUGGAUAAUAAGUGUCUUAGUUGUACUUGAUUGUAAACGUGAUGUGCGAUUGAAAGAGUCAUUACUUAUAAUAAAGCUAAUCUGAAUUUCUAACAAAACAUUUUUUCAAGUUCGCUUUUAUUAAUUCUAUUUUAUGCCAGGUGCUGUAAAAAAAUAAUUCAUUUCGAGCUCAAGAACUUUCUCUUUUAACAAAUUAACAAAAAAUUCGUGGAUAAAACGGCAAUCAUUCUAUUAGCAACAUUAUGUAGGUCUUAGAUGAGAAAAACAUAAGCUGGAAACAUCUCGUUAUCUUUUUUUGUACUUCAGAAAUAUUCUUAAUAGAGAAUCAGCAAUCGGCGACAGAUUACAUACGCGGCCCUUGUCUAUUCGUGGACUCCAAGGAGGAUGGUUCUCAUAUUAAAGUAACUGGUUGCAAUGCAACGAAUGAACGGCAGAACUGGGCUUACACCCUCAAAGGGCAGAUAAUGGUAAGUCUUUACGAUCCUUACGCUGCUAAUUUGCUGAUCGCACGUAGUGGAGGCAAAACCACAGAAGAAAGCCAAAAUGAAUUACUUUAUAACUAAUGGUUAAUUGUGCUACAAGCUGCAAUUAUCACUGAAAGAGACCUCGGUGGAAUGGCGUUGCUCACGAAGAUCUGACUCAUUUCACGUGAUAUUUAGGCUAAGGAGGUACACCUCCUCACCCUCCCCUCCCCGGCUUUUCUACUUGUUAGAUAUAAUUGUGACGAUGCUUGUUUGAUUUAUGAACAGAACUCAUAUUCAAGGCUAUGCAUUGACACAAAUGGAGCAACUAAGGGAUCAAAGCUUGUUCAAAGGAAAUGUGAUCCGAGACAAGACGAUCAGAAUUUCCAGUGUGACCUGACUGUCAGGUCCAUCAAGAGAAGAAGGGCAAAUCAGUGUUGGACCGUGGGUUAGUUAUCUAUGUGAAAUACAAUGAGAAAUGUUUCGGAUCGCUUUGCUUUCGAGAACAUCCUUGUUAUUUUUCUCGGAUACAUUGGGCCUGAAAGAGUUAAAAGUAAAAAUUAAAACAAUGUACACGACAUGGCACUUUCUCUUUUAAAUCAUGGUACCGUCCGGUAGGUUUCGUUUAUUUUGUCUUCAACCACAUUGCCUUUUUACCAGGUACACCUCAAAACCCCAAGAAGUCGUGUUUUGCGGUAAAAUUUUCGGGUGAGGCUCUGGCUGAGUAUUUUUGUCCACAGGUUCCACAAGCUUGGAUGGCCCAGGUUCAUUAGUUCACCUCGGCUCCUUGAAGUGCAUUCACCCGCAAGGCGGUGGAGAUAAUGUAGGAGAGGGAACUAAGCUACUUAUUCAUGGCGGGUGCAGUGAAAGCAGGUAAAAUAUAGUUGGAUUUGCAUGCAUGUGACACCAACCUUUUGAUUAAAACAAUCACCCUUUUUCUAACUAACGUCAUUUACUUGCUUACCAUUACAAUGUGAGGAGCAACUAAGUAAGAGAAUGGUCGAAAAAUAUAAUCAGACAUUGCAAAAAUAGCAGUGAUGAUGAUGACAUAUAGACAUAUGUUAUCAUAUUAGGAAAGAAAGAGUGGUUCCCCUCUUAUUCAAUUUAAGCAGGAGCUUCAUGGAAAAAGGAAACAAUCACUCACUAAUCUGAUCUGGCAUUCUUUUCGAUCAGAUUAGAGUUUGUUCUACAAAACGGUAAUCUGAAACACACCAAGAGUGGCAAGUGUGUAAAACCAAUGGGAGCAGUUCAAGAUGGUGUUGUUCUUGGUUUGUACUCAUCUUGUGAAGGACAUCAGUUUAGUUUCACUGCUGGAGGAUCCUUACAACAUGUUGGAAGCAAAAAGUGUGUCAAUCCAAAAUCAGGAGUAAGUAUAUCGCAUUUUUUCCGUUUAAGACUUAAGUGGGUGCAUUUUAAAAUGGUCGUCCUCAUCGUUUUCGCCGUCGUCAUAACUACCACGAGUCUUGGAAAAUUUUUUGAAUGCAUGACUGAAUAUGAAUCAUGGUUUUUUUAUGUUCUUUAAAUAAACCAGUUCAGUGCCAAGUGGCGGUCACGGUAGUACUCAGCUGCGGUAUAUUCAUCUCUGAAACGAAUGUCGGUGACUUGUGAAUAACUUUCUUUUCACAAUUGCUCUCAAAAAGAAAACCACCAAAAAGUAGUACAUGAAUGUAAGUGCACACUGCAGCUCACAGGAGAGCUUUUCAUUGAACGGUACCGGUUUCUCUCCCACACGCAGCAAUUAGUGAUGCAACUUAUGGCUUGCGACCAUUGAGGACUUCAACUGCGCAUGCUCCUACACCAGCGAAGGCCAUAAUCUUCAGCCUACCAACCAAACAACGAGUAAUCUAGAUGGAGUAACUUGAUUUUCUGCUCGGCUCCUAAAGAAAUCGGAGGAUGACAAAGUUACAAUAAUGAUUUUUUGUUGCCUGUACUUUCCCUCCUUAAGUGACUCUGUCUCUGUUUAUUAAUUUCAUAUUUGAAUCAAUGUUUCCAGGCAAUGAUGCCACCCAACAACGAAGAACUAGUGCUCAAUAGCAAAUGUGAAAACAGCGACAGCUCGUUCACCAAGGAACAUCUCCUGUUCAGUUUUAUUCCAAGUAAGUAAUCCUUGUUUUCAGCCAUUGAAUCUCUACUAUUUCAGUUUCUUUGGUAGCUAAAAUUUACUUAGAGCUCCUUUUUAGUUCUCUGCGUCAAUGUAAAAAACGAAGCGAAAUAAUUAAGCAUGUGACGUUUUCUUAUCAAACGAGAUAACUCUAUGAUAGUCCACUAUCCCCUACGAAGGAAAGGUAGUUACUUCGCAAAUUGAGCCUACCAUUUUGGUUUUGUUAUCCAUUAAGGUUCUUUUAUCCUCAAAUCAACUUUCUUUCUAAUUAACAGCUGACCCAUUCGUUCGCCUCGACAAAUGCACCUAUUUUGAUCAAGCUAGACUGGAUCAGCGGUUUGAGGUCGUGGACGAACCAAUUGUCAGUGUGUGUAGCAAGUUCUCUAAAAGUGAGUAGUAACCAAUGAUACCGUGAUCUUAUUUGCAAACAUGGCCGAGGAGCAAAAGACAGCAACGACUGCAUAGGUACAGAUUUUGUAUAAAAAAGUCCUUAAUGUCAUAAAAAGAAAAUUGACAUGAUCACUUUUUUCUAAGAGAAGCUAAUGUACUUAUCACCUACUGUGUCCAGAUCCAUAAAGAUAUAUUUUCUACCCUUUAUGAAGUUCCCAUGGCAUUUUGAAAAGUAAAAAACACUACACUCUACUCUAGCAUUGACUAUACACAAUAAUGGUGUCCUCAAAUUUAAAGAACACAGGCUAGACAUCUUCCCAAAUAAUGUCAAAAAUAGGAGAAUGCGGUAUCGUGGGGUCCGUAAAAUGAUUGUACGAGGCUCUAUUAAUCUACGUCUCUAGUCUGGCAACAAGGGCGUGUGCAAAAGAAUUUAUAAUCAAUGAAUAAAUAACUUUAAGAGAGCUGAGAGACGCUCGCUAUAUUUUUCUCUCUUACAUCUAGAUCUUGCUUUCAAAAAGAAAACAGAACAAUCGAGUACUGCCUACAAUGGAUUCAGUAGCCGAGCUGUCGAUGAAAAUUAUUCCAGUCAAUAUAAUGACAAGUCGUGUACUCACACCAACAAAGAACAGAAUCCGUGGUGGAGAGUUGAUCUUGGACGAGAAUACAUAGUGACAGGUAAGAUACCUAUAAAUAAUAUGGUUACAAAUGAAAAACGCAAAGUAACUUUGGUCCCUUGCUCGACGGGACUUGGUCAGUGGUUAGCAUUAGCAUGUUUGAUCGUUAAAUUUUUCAAAAGCAUUGUUCUUUGAAAAGACACCAUUUGAGAUGGUAAAAUAUUCCGUUAGUCUCAACAUCUGGAUAAGCAUACUCGUACAAGACCACACUGGUACAAUUAACUCUAAGUAUAAUUUAACUUUUACCCGUACGAACCUUCCCUUCUAUUUCAAUAAUAAUCAAGUUUUCCCAAUAUAGCCGAAAUACACUCUGAGUUGUUAAUAAAAAUACUAAAUUUGUCGCUAGUAUCAUAACAGAAUAUGGUGGCCUUACUCCGAACGAUCUAAAGAGCUUUUUAAAGGCUAGUGAACCACGAUUAAGCUUCCUUAAAAUUCUCAAGUUCGUCAAUUGAAAACCGUUCUACUUUUCUCCAUGCAAGGCAUCCUUAUGCCAUCUUUGUUCACCAUUGCCUCUUAAAUAUUCUCUAUCUCGCCAAACUAUCAUACUAUGGUCUUCCUUUCAUUGAAGGAACUUUUACGCAGCGCAAAAUUGGCCUAAUUAUUGUUAUCACAAUCCUAGCUGUCAAUCCUGUUCUCUUUGUCGGAUGUAUUCUAUUUUUCCCUAGCGAUAUAAAUCUUUUUGUCCCGCGAAUGAAUACUGUCAUAACUACUUCACAGUUACAUUUAUUUUGAUUCUUUUUCUCAACCAGACGUAAUGAUAGUAAAUCGUUAUAACCACUUCGAGCGUCUUAAGAACUUUGACGUCAGAGUCGGAGUCAAUAAAGAUAACUUACAAAAUCCUACAUGUCAUGACCGCGUGAGGAUUGUGGGCCAGGGAGAAGCUCUCAGGGUGCAGUGCGAUCCACCAAUCCCGGGACGAUACGUGUCAGUACAGAUGUUUGGAGAAGGAAUUCUAACCAUGUGCGAGGUUACUGUAUACUCCAGAGUGGGUGAGUGCAUUUAAGAUAGUGAAACACCUUUGGUCGUGAUCAUAAGCUCAUUUAGCCACUUCUACGCCGACAGGAAAUUUGAUGGUAAGUGGAAUUGCCAUAGGAGAUGUUUUCGCUAGAAAAAGCCAACCAAAUUUAUUUCCAAACACAUUAAACUUUGACCUUUAACACUUUUUUUAUGCUUUUAAAGGUGCACUAGCGGAUCUUUGUCAACUGGACAAUGGCGGCUGCUCACAGGUUUGUUACAACCUGUGUAACCUGAAAGUCAAGUGUAGUUGUUGGCCUGGUUACACUCUGGCUUAUGAUGGAAAAACUUGCAUGGGUAAGAUAUAAAUUUUUUAUUUAAUUUUUUUCGAUGUGCCUAUUUCCUCUCGUUGAGAAAAAAAGGCUCUGGAUGUGUUUCUCUUUCCAUAUAUAACUUUCGCUCGAGAUUUUCGACUUUUAACCGUUGAAUCUGUAACUUCGCCAUGGUGGCUCCGGGGAUAUUCAGUGUCUUUCCAUCACUUACUCUUCCAUAUAAUGUCUUUAGAUAAAAAUGAAUGCCAGGCUAACAAUGGCGGUUGCGAUGUCAUCAAUGGCGUAUGCAUCAACACUCCGGGAAGCUAUCAUUGUGCCUGUAAGAUUGGUUUCCAGCUUAAAGAGAACAGUGAACUCAUUUGCGAAGGUAAGAAAUAAUCAGCAUGCAACAAACUUCUACGAAAAUGAACUUAAAUUUUUGGCACUUUUGAUAAAGAUAAUGGGAUUUAAUUCUCUUAGUGCAGACCAAAAUAUUCAAGCAAGGAAAAUUUAAUGAGGUCUACUUCUUUGUUCAAUAAAAAAUAGAAUUCUUAUUGCGUGCCGGAACGCUGAAACGCUUUCUCCGAUAUGUGGUUUACUCACUUGGACAUCCAGAGGGAUGGGUCACAUAAACUUCUCCCCAGAUAUUCUCCUUCAGUCGAGAUUGCGGAAGUUACCUUUUCAAUUUGCAGUGGAGACUGAGCAAAAGAGGCUUUUUGAGGUUCCAAAGUCUCAUGCUUUAUACAAUCCCAACUUAUUAACCUUAGAACGCGAAGAGUACCUCUGGAAUAAACUGUACAUGACUGAGAAUUAUAUUGUAUAUCUUGCAAGCUUAAUUUACUGAUUACAAGCUUUUUUUCUUUCUCAUUCCAUACAGACUUCAACGAAUGCAACCUGAACAACGCGGGAUGUGAACACAUUUGUGCCAACAAUGAAGGAAGCUUUAACUGCGAAUGUAGAAAGGGAUUUAAACUAAAGGAUGACAAAUAUGGAUGCGAGGGUGCGUAGGAUUGUAUAUGAGGACUGUAUCUCUUAAUGAAUACGCGCUGUAGUCGGUUUUUGAAUAGAAAUUUGCGAAAGUGCGAGCCAUAAAUCGUGACGAAAACAGGAUCGUUCACGGAUUUACUAAACGGACCUUGAAUCCGGUCAGUGCGAGAUAUUUGUAAAUAUUAAAAGCAGAUUUAUAGAAAAUAUUGUCAUAUUUCAAAUCACAUAAUAAUUUUGCUUUUCUUUGUGUGUAUGCAGAUGUCGAUGAAUGUAGUUUGCCUGAGAAGGGUGGCUGUGAAUAUAAAUGCAGUAAUUAUGAAGGAGGAUAUUACUGUACUUGCCCGGCUGGUUAUCGGCUGAUGGACGAUGACAAAGGAUGUGAAGGUAAACCUUUAUUUAUGAUGUAAUCUGCAGUGUCAGUGACUCAAAAGGAAAAGGUUGAGACGCUAGAUUUUAUUUGAGGUGUAGGCUCGACAUUGACUUGGUCAUGAGGCAAAAACUGAAAAUCUAUAAUUUCUAUCAUAUAUUUUUUUCAGUGUCAGUUUCAAUAAUAUCAAGCGAAGUAAAAAUAUCAAUAUGUGCCCUGAAGUAAAUAGCUUCUAUGACAUUUACCUAACCGUCUCAUGGAAAAAACGUAAAAAUUGUUGGCCGCCUGUCAUCUCUUUCACCAUUUCAUCCAUUGUUCUUACUUCCUUCUGGACUGUUUUGAUUCGACCAGGCACUGUCUGACAACAACAGACAUAGAAACAACUGAAAAUCUUCUCUUGUCUAAUUGUCAAAUUUUUCCAGCUCAUUCAAAUUUAUGUAAAUAAAACAUGUUUUAGAUCUUAUUGAUCCGAUAAUUUGUUUCGCAGAAAUUUACUGCCCAGCGCUGGAAGCUCCUUUCCGUGGCACCAUCUCCCCGACAACCUGUACAGACGAUCGUUCAAAUAUCAGGCGUAACACUGUGUGUACAUACGGCUGUGUAGCUGGCCACAAUCUCGCGGGCGGAAGCCAAUCCUUGGUUUGCCAACUUGAUGGAAUGUGGCAAGGAACUGUUCCCUACUGUAAACGUAGGUGUUACUCAUUCGAUAGACAUUAAAGAUUUUUGCCUUUGGCCAACUGUUCUUUUUAGUCUUUACAUUCGUCGACCCUGAGCUCUGACCGUGAAAGCAAUCACGAUUAAAGAUAGCUUUGAUUUGGUUUAAAAAUUCUCAAUAGUAGCCUUCAUUCAUUUGAUCAUCCAAUCAUAUUCAUACAAUUCGUAGCGGUCAUGUGUCCCAAGUUGACUGUACCAGACAAUGGCGGAGUCAUUCCAGCUUCAUGUUCCAGAACAGGCGUUGAGUACGGAACACGUUGCGUAUUCUAUUGUGAUGAUGGUUAUGAACUGAGCGGGCCCAGGUAUUCAACAUGUCAAGCUGAUACUUCAUGGAGUGAGAUUGCGCCAUUAUCAUGCGUGAGAGGUAUGUUAAUGUGGGAACGAGGAACACCAUUAGGACUGCCACAUUCCCGCGAACUUGAAGGAAAAGUGAAGUUUAAUUCACCAAAAAGAUUGAACCGUAAUUUAGGAACUUUUGGUUUAGGUCUGAAGAUAAGAUUAAAAAAAAGAAACCGAAAUAAUUAUCCCUUUGAUAAGUGUGUACCUCCUUCCAGCUUGUCCGUAUUCAUGAUGUCAGCCAUAAUAAAACUUCCGCUUUUUAAUCUCACUUGAUAUAGAUUAAAACCAGUCCUUAACGCACUCGCCUUUUCGGUUAAGUAGAUUUUCGCCUGCCGCAUAAAAGAAUUAUAAAAACAUUUGUCAGCUAUGGAUGAACCAGUUAUUAUUUCUUUGCUGUGAGGUACAUGGCAUCUUAGAGAACAUGAUGAUUUUUUUCCUAAUAACCGAAGAGCACUUCAUCUAACUUUAUAUUCUGUUCUACACUUUUGAUUAUUUGCGUGGGGUAAGAAACAGAAGAAAAUAUAAGACAACGGACUCCGCUGGUAAAGAUAAUGAGGACUUUUUAAAUUUUAUCUUUUCUCUCUUUCUCCUUUUAAAAGUUUACAAGGAUCCAUGGAUCGCUUGUCCAAUCGACAGAGUAGAAGAACUUGAUCCAGACAAGUCCACUGUGGUUCUUGGGUUUAAGUGGCAGCUUCCUCGAACCAACAUGAAGAACGUGAAAGUGUCGCCUAGCAACUACGAUGAAAACUAUCCAUUUCCUGUUGGCAGACAUCGCGUCACGUGGAUAGGAACCAGUGAAAGUGGAACACAGAAGAGUUGUAGCUUCCACGUGACAGUGAAUGGUGAAUUUUAACCUUUUUUAAACUAAAACAUUAGAUUAAUCUGAAAGGUACCCUCUGAAGAGAACGACCGAUAACAGUCGAUUCACAACUCUCUGCAUCUAAAAUUUAUGGUUUUUAAUGCAAUUUUUGUGCUUUUUUGAAAAGUAAGAUGAGCCUAUGUAAAUAUUUUUUUCAGACGUGACGCCACCCUCCGUCCAAAAUUGCCCGGCGUCCUUUUCCGAUCGUACCAACUCUCUACAAAAGCAUGUCACCUGGACACCGCCAACCUUUAGUGACAAUGUAAAAGUAGUUAGUGAGUUAUCCAAUCGUCAGCCUGGAUUCGAGAUGCAAACUUUCACGUCUAUAACCAUACGGUAUACGGCCUUAGACGCCGCAGGAAACGUUGCCUAUUGCACCUUUAACAUAACUCUGGAAGGUAUGUGGUACUGGCAAGCUUUUAUGCAUCCAAACUUUCAGAUUCUGAUUGCAUCAUAUUCGUAGGCUCAGCACUCACCCGUUACUUUCUUACUCGCGUAAUCUGCUUUUUCUGCGUACCGUCUGCGCUGGGAUAAAUAGCUGUUUCCCACUUUCCUUUUGACCGUGGUUUUCGAUCGACAGACAAAUAAGUGACAAUCGAGUUUCUUCAUGCACAAUCUCUAUUACAGCCAGUUCUAGGCUAUUUGAAUCUCUGGAGUAGUUCCGAAUUAUUCUUGAAAUGAUAUGAAAUAUUGUGUUCACAACUAAUCAUGGCUUCCCAGGUUCAACGUGCGUUACAAUUGCUCACCCAAAGAACGGCAUGGCUGCGAAGCUUGGCUUUUUCCUGCAACUGCGGUGUAAUCCUGGAUACUUCUUUAAUCCACUUCCACCCGGACUUCCCCCUGGACAAAUGAUUAUCCCUUUUUAUCGGUGCAUGGGCAACAAAUGGGUUUCACAGAAUGACAGAAAGUCUAUACUGACUGAGUCCACAGAUUGCGUGCGUAAGUAAAAUAUUCUGUAACGAAAGAUGUAUCAUGUACUAGGCAAGGAGGGACUGGGAUAAGAUUUGGAAGGAGCAAGGUCGAACAUGGGGACUAACUGUAUCUUCUCAAGAUACAGAUAUAUAUGUUUAGAGGAUAUGCCUCUUACUAACCGAGUUCAACGUCCGUCCUGUCCGAAAUGGACUGAGCUUUUUCCGCUCGAAUUUGUGGCCCAAGCGAGAAGUGCGCGAGUCAUAAAUCCCAGCGGAAAAGAAAGUUGUUUAACGCCAAUUUUUAAUACUAUACGGAUUGGAAUCGUAAUAAUCUGCAACUUUAUGGCCGAAUAAGAAGCUGGCAACUUUUCCAUUGAGAGAUGGAUGUUAAGCUAUAUACUAUCAUUAGAAAAUUAUUGUCUCAAUGCUAAGAAUAAUCAGUACUCUCGAAAGUGUUCUGAUUCAUUGUCCUUUCAAAAGCUUGUUGAGGACCAAGACACCAGGAAAAGUCAUUAAAUAAGUGGGGAAUACGAUAACUACCUCUCGCCAUUUUUUUUGAAAUAAAUGAACCUUAUGUAAACUGGCCAAUUACAUGAGAACUAAAUCAAAUUUUUCUUUUCUUUUCCAGGUUAUCAAACGUUCGUGAAAGGAUCACCAUGCCCCGAUGGAAGUUUCAAACAGGAUUUUGGUGCUACAAGCAUCUGCUGUGAGUAAAAUUACUAAGACUGAGAACAAAAGUCAGUACUCAUCAUUUCGUAUUCUCUCGCUAAAAAAAGCACCAGAGAAAAUUGGAGUGAUCAAAAACAUCCGCAGCUCCAAGUGUGGGGCCACGAUACUAGCAUGUCUUUCUCAAAUAGGAAUUAUUUUCCAUAAAAGACAAAGGGAGGUUUCAUCUUUCAUUUAUGGUUGUGCCGGUAUUAAAUGCCACUGGUUCUAAAGGCUAAAGGAUAGAAGCUUCCCUAUACGUUUUUUUUUAGCUGGAAGCGGCUUAAGUAUUGCCAUGCUAACUUCUAAGAGUGAUGAAGAACACUACCCUGUGUGCAGUAACCUCUCCGACAUAACCAGUUGCGUAGCCUUUUGCCAAAAUAGCAUUCCUCCUGCACAAUUGCAAGCUCUCAAAAAAUAAUUUUUACUUCCACAGAAGUUUAAAUGAAAUGGCAAAUAAUUUCGUCGUCAAUGUCUCUUCAAGAAUUAGUACCUGGGUUCCGAGACACCCGUAGCUUCUAAAAUUCUUAAUAAAAUGCGCCGAGAAAUUAAUACUCGUGAUGAUGUACAAAUUAAAAUGAUUAUAAAAGAGCGACAGUGAUAGUUACAAUGCAGAGUCUCGGAAAUAACUUAAUUCAAUUUUCCGAGUUUAAAUGCAUUUGAUUGUCAGUUGAAGUACCGACGCAUUGUUGUCUGCUCUGUUAUUCUUAGUAAACUGUCCAUCGGGAACGUACGCUGACACCAAAACCAAAUCAUGUAAAGAAUGUACCCCUGGCUUCUAUCAGGACGAGGAAGGAAACAUGGGCUGUCUUCCAUGCCCGAAGAACACAUUCAGUGUCGCAAAGAGAGCUAAAUCAGUUGGAGACUGCAAAGGUAGUUUUAUGUAUUUUCAUAUAUGGUUGAAUGAGUAACUAGCAUGCAGAGCAAGCGUAUUUUUAGCGAGCGACUGUUCGGUAUUCUCGUGGGAAAAAUUAUAGCCGCCAUCUUUGAUUUUUACAGCAGCAGAAGGCUGGGGAGAAAAAGACGGCCAUCUAAGCACUUUAAAAAGGUUUAUCAUAAGGGUCCUUUAGGAAAAAUAAAAUAAAUUACAAAAUUUUGCAACUGUCGGCGGAUUCUUAACAUUUAUGGUCAGUGGCUCUCAGUUGAUCAUUUUUUUUACGUCUGACUUUUCAGCUGUCUGUAACCCUGGUUACUACUCUACUAUUCAUGGCGUUGAACCAUGCGUUGAAUGUCCUAUGGACACUUAUCAGGACAAUGAACAGAGAACUCAAUGUCACGCAUGCCCAGUUGGAACACAUACAGCCAGCACCGGAAGUACGUCACUGGAAGACUGCCUGUGUGAGUAUUUCCUUAACUAAGCUUGGAUCCUUUAAAAGUCGGCUGGAAUAGUUCCUAACUAGAGUGAAAAUAACUUCUUUGGUAGACACGUGUCUUCAAAAACACGAGGAGGUAACCAAGAUAUGUUUCGUGUACAUGUCUGAUGCAAUAGGUUUAGUAUGACAUAGCGAGAAGUUUAAUGCAUAGUCGAGCAUUGUCGACUAGUUACAAGCUCUUCUCCGAUCCGGCUCUGCAUCUAAUCUCUUUCUAAUCUACGAACUAAAAAUGUAUGACAAUGCUCUAAUCUGAGGAAUCAUCUAUGUUUGUUUCCCCUUUGUCAGCUCCUGUUCGUAUUACAGACAUCAUUCCAUCACAGGAUUAUGCAACUUAUGAGAAUGAAGCUAUUUCGCUUGCGUGCUACAUAGCAGGAGACCCAACCCCAACAGUUUCAUGGGGAAAAGUUGGAGGUAAUAUAUAUAACAAAUAUAAAACUAAAGAAGCACUGCUUCUCUCUGCUCUCAUAUUUCCUGCCACCAUCUAUCCCUCGGUUCGCAUAGACUAUAUAGUGACUACAGUAAUUUUCUAUUUGACUCAAUUUAAGACUCCCAGUUUCUUUAAAAACUCACGUUAUGUUUCUUGAAUCAGUCAAGGGUAAUUACAAUGUUUUUCACGAUUCUUUAUCAACUUUACUUCUUUAAUUCGCAGGUUCUCUUCCUUCCAUGGACCGACUCGCAAUUACCAAUAUAUUUGACCUGGAUGGAAAGUUGGUCGGUGUAGAAUAUGUCAUAUCCACUGCUGUUGUGGCUGAUUCUGGUGGUUAUAAGUGCACGGCUACUAACAAACACGGUUCGGUCAGUAAGCAGGUCAGAAUAAACGUCCAGGCUGGAUCACCGCCCGGUAUCGUGCCCCAAUAG